Messenger RNA from Cylicocyclus nassatus, 318 nucleotides. NCBI's taxonomy places the organism in Eukaryota, Metazoa, Nematoda, Chromadorea, Rhabditida, Strongylidae. The record is from the annotation of a GenBank genome assembly.
AUGCUGAACUUUUCCCAAGCAAGCCAUGCUAUUUCAACAUUACUCAGAGCUGAAGAAAGGAUGCGCCAGCGGCAGCUGGGCUUCGAGCGUACACAACGUCCUCAAGAAGUCGCUGCUCAAGGAGGUAACUUCGCCUACGUCCGGUUGAAGUCGAAAGCGCUGAUGGCCACAGGAGCCGAAUAUGCGUCGGCGGUCAAGGAUCCUCCCCGCUCUUCGGACAUUUUAAGCGCAAUGGUAAGAGUUCGCGUCUCGGACUUUGAUGAAGCUAGAGCGAGAGACGAGGACCUGUCAUCAGGAGAUCACGACAGCAGAGAAUAA